Messenger RNA from Humulus lupulus (European hop), 2596 nucleotides. RefSeq lists its product as uncharacterized. The transcript is spliced from 2 exons. Bases 119 to 2320 code for a protein of 733 amino acids. The record is from RefSeq and is a predicted model, not a curated record. Lineage: Eukaryota; Viridiplantae; Streptophyta; Magnoliopsida; Rosales; Cannabaceae.
ACAUUAACUGGACUUAAAAGCAAAUCAUCAUGCCAAUUUUUUACAUACAUGUAAACAAAGAAUUCCUCGGUAUACAUUUCUAAAAAGCAAUAUUUGAUAUCUUAUAGUAAAGGCAAAAAUGAUACCCUCGUGUUUUGGCAGCUUGAUGUAUGUAAAGGGUCGAAAAGUCAUGGAGUUGUUUCCUGGUAACUUGAGGAAACUAUGGAAGGACUGGGAACUGCGUGUUAUGGUUUUAGUUAGCCUCAGCUUGCAGAUAAUUCUCAUCUUCUUUGGGAAUCGCAGGAAAUACUCAAGUAAGAUCUGGGUUAGAGUUGUUUUAUGGUGUGCUUAUUUGAUGGCUGACUGGGUUGCCACUGUUGCUCUUGGUGUCAUUUCGAACAAUCUUGGUGAUGUUAUGGAAAGCGUUGACAAAGGUGGCUCUCUUGAUGCUGAUGCUGAGUUAACUGCUUUCUGGGCACCUUUUCUUUUGCUUCAUUUAGGCGGUCCUGACACUGUUACAGCUUAUUCCUUGGAAGAUAAUGAGUUGUGGUUAAGGCAUUUACUUGGACUAGGAGUACAAACAGGGGUGGCCCUCUACAUUUUCCUCAUGGCUUGGACUGGUUCUCCACUCUCUCUUUUGUCAAUUCCAGUGUUCUGUGCAGGAAUCAUUAAGUAUGGGGAGAGAACUUGGGUUCUCAGGUCAGCAAGUAACGAGAAAUUCAGGGACUCCAUGUUAACUCCUGCUGAUCCUGGCCCCAACUAUUCCAAAUUUAUGCAGGAAUAUACUUUGAAACAGUUUGAGGGGUAUCAUGUGACUGCUGAUGAGGUGAUUGAGGCUCAAGCCCCUGUGAAUCACUCUUUGGCUGAGAAUUACUCCAUUCCUGAUGCAGCAGAAUUGCUCACUGCCCAUGAAUUGUUGCAUGUUUUCCAGCGCCUUUUCGUGGAACUCAUCCUUGGUUUUGAUGAUAGGGAAAAGAGUCAAUCCUUGUUUAGAGGAAUUUCAUUAGAAAAAGCUUUCAAAGUGAUUGAGAUUGAACUGGGAUUUGUGUAUGACGUGCUAUAUACCAAAGCUACAGUUAUAUAUUUAUUCCAUGGGUGUUGUCUCCGGUUCAUCAGUUUUUCUUGCACCUUUGGUGUGUUGGUUUUCUUCUCCUUUGCUGAACAUAAAUACUCACACUCACAUGUUGAUUUGCUAAUAUCUUAUCUACUGCUAUAUGUUGCUCUACUUUUAGAGGGAUAUGCAAUAAUCUUGUUGAUCUCUUCUGACUGGACAAAUCAUUGGUUAACUAAGCAUGCAAACACCUCCAUUCGUCGAGCCAUCACUUGUUUGCAGCUGCCUAAUAAAAAUCACAGGUGGUCAAAUUCCAUAGCACAGUUCAAUGCAUUGAGCUUUUACCUCAAAAUGGACAAACCAACUUUCUCUUAUGAAAUGCAAAAGCUUCUCUGCCUUGAUUCCCUGCUAGAAAAAUUCCGGUAUAUGAAACACAAGCAAGUGUCCGGGGAGUUGAGAACGCUGAUUUUUGACCAUCUCAAAGAGAAGUUUGAGCAUCUAGUAGCACCGAGCAUUGUGGCAACAGAUAUUAGAACCGUGCUUACCUGCCGAGGAGGGGGUGUCUUAGAAAAAUAUUAUUGUACUGAACUCGAUUGGAGCAUCAAGGUGGAUUUCGAUCAAAGCAUUCUUAUAUGGCACAUUGCUACUCAUCUUUGUUACUACAAAGAUCAUACAGAAAUCUUUGAUAACACCAUCGCAUUAAAGCAUAAAUUGAGCAAAAGGCUAUCACAGUACAUGGUUUAUCUUCUAGUGAUGCGCCCUUUCAUGUUACCAGUGGGGAUUGGUAUGAUCCGAUUUCGAGAUACUCAAGCUGAGAUUACAAAAUUCUUUGAAGAACACAAGCCAUCAUCAUUAGAUAAUAGUAGUAGUACUAAUACUCAUUCUCAUGGUAGUAGUAGAUUGCGUGUGAAAUUUUUUUCUUGGGCUAGAAACAAGCCCAAGUUGGAUAAAUCUCAAGCCUGCAACAUGUUGCUCAAAGUCAACACUGCAGUUCCAGCCGUGAAAGUCAAAGGAGACAGAAGCAAAUCUGUGCUGUUUGAUGCGUGCAGGCUUGCCUCGGAGCUGCAAGCCAUCUCAGAUAAAUGUAAGAAGUGGGAAAUGAUUAGUGAUGUUUGGGUGGAGAUGCUUGCAUAUGCUGCUAGCCAAUGCAGAGGGAAUCAUCAUGCUCAGCAGCUGAGAAGAGGUGGUGAGCUUCUCACUCAUGUUUGGCUUUUGAUGGCUCAUUUUGGUUUAACUGAACAAUUUCAAAUAUCACAAGGCCAUGCAAGAGUUAAACUUGUAGUGAAAUGAGAAAUAUUGAUGCCACUUAUCUUAUGCUUUAAUAGUAUGUGCCAUCAUUAUAUCAUAUAUAUCUAACUUUACACAAUUAUCAUAAUGAAAUUGAAGAUUCAAAACCAUGGUAGAGUCUGUAUUGACAGAAGUUUUUGUCUGUUUCAAGUACUUUAUGCUUAUGCAGAUUAUGACAUUUUGCAGCACUUAUGAUUUGGAUCAUAGUGGACCAAUAAAAUGAAACAAAAUAAUAAAUUAUUUUUUCUGCUUAUUAAUUUUGAUCCUAGCCCUUGUCUU